Mesorhabditis spiculigera is the source of this 1932-nucleotide messenger RNA. NCBI's taxonomy places the organism in Eukaryota, Metazoa, Nematoda, Chromadorea, Rhabditida, Rhabditidae. The record is from the annotation of a GenBank genome assembly.
AUGUACUUGACAAAGCCACAGCGUCCCAAAUGUCUUGAAGUCAUCAAGGUCGGCGACCAUUCGAAUGCGCUCAAGAACCAUCACUUCCUCGGUGAGAUCGCCCGCUUCGUGCGGAACAACUUGAACAACCUCGGGAUCGCUCUCAACGACGAUCACACUCUCCGCGAAUUCUCCUCGAUCGAACAGGCUCGCGUUUUCGCCAAUGGGCAGACGCAGCAGAAUAUUCUGGUAGUCAUCAAUGACAUUGCCGGUUCAAAAGAAGUAGUGGUCAUUGGAAAAGAAGUGUUGUCCAUCGCUGGAUCUGUGGCCACCGAAUUCGCCUACGGCACCGGCAAGCAGCUACGAGAUGCUUGCACACGUUUUGCUGCCUCGUACAACAACAACAACACCGUUGCUGAAUCAGGAGCUGCAUUCCAGCAGUUAUCCUCGGUCAACACUUGCGGUUGCCUCUAUCCAGUCAAGCAGCUUCUUGCCCGUACGCACAAGUGUGGGGAUUCCUUGAUUCCGAAGUUGGUUGCUGCGCUAGAUGGGCCACGUGAACGCCUUCAUGAAGCUAUGUCCUCAGCUGAGACGCCAUUAAUGGUUCAGUCCAUCGAGUCGAAAAGCGACAUGGAAAAUAAGCCUGUGAGCAUCAGCAGCACCGAUCCCCAGAGCGUGAAGCUACCAACCGAUUCCUAUGAAGAGCUCGAUCUCUCGUUGGAAGAGCUCAAAAUAGAAGUGAUCACACCGACACCACACGAGGAAGAAGGGCCCGUGUUGCCGAUAGUUGAGGCUCCACUUGAGCAGAAGGAACCGCCUCCUGUCCCCGAAAUCACCAUCAUGGAGAUCGAGCCAAUUUCACUGAAUGUUCGCGAAAUCUGCGCUCCGAGCGAGACCGGGACUUCUCACAGCGUGGAUUUCGACUUAUCGUUCGCGGCUGGCGAUGGGAAGCAGUUGGACCAUCUCGAUACGACAAGUGUCCCUUCGAUUGGUACUCCAUCAGCUCCACCGACUCCCCGCACGGCAAAGUUCGACCCAAGGACCCGUCAGAGUGCCCGAGAUACCAUUUCACCAUCGAUGCGGAUGAUUACCAACGCUUUGCGUGGCAUUGGGCUCAGCAAGCCUGCCGCUCCAAGAGUUGUACGUACACCGGUCAUGCAAGGCGACAAAUACGACGAGGCCCCGCGCACAUUUGUGUCGGUCAUUCGAGAUGAGGAGAUUGGAGCUUCCUUCGUUGAUUUGUUGCAAGAAGUCGCGAAGCAUGAAUGGGAGAUGCCCAAAUUGCAAGCUGUGUUUUUGGGAAAUCUCAGCAAAGCACACAAAUUUAUAGGCGAGAUGCUCAGAGACCAGCUUUUCGUCGAUCUGAUGGGCGUGAAUGCGGCGUUGGAGAAUCAGAUGAAAGAAAACAACGUGCUCACCGCCCCUCGUGCUGCAAAAUGCUGGGCUCUUAUACUCAUUUGCCACUCGAAGAUCGUUCGCCUUCUCAUCUACAUGGCGCAAUCCCUGGACGAGCUACCAGCAAGUUCCACACCGGUUUUGCGCAUGGCGACCUCCAAGCUGCUUGGCUCAGCACCAGGAAAAACUAUACGCAAUCUCCUGCGCUCUUCGCUCAAAGCCCUGACACAGGCCUGCAAGACGCGUCAACUCUCGGCAUUUGUGAAGAAGUUUUUUGUUGACUAUCACCGGAUCGCUGUUUAUAUCACGCUGCUGCGUCUCGAAGAAAGCUUCAGUCGCUUUGCGGCCCAGGCCCGUCGGUGCGUGCGCAUUGAUUUGUCGGAAGGGGAAGCCCUCGCCUUGGGCCGACGCGCAGCCCAGCUCUUCAAAGCCACCGAGCUAACAGUUGCCGAAAACUACGCCGACUUCUAUCGGGAUAUCUGCACAAUGCUCGCCUCACGGCCGGAGCUAGCCAACGAAGACAUCCCGAUGUUUGCUUUCACAGCAUCGAUCGAACUA